AGGGCGGGCCCCGCGCGGACGGGACGUGGGAGCCAGAGCCGCAUUGCUGCACUUUCACCCAGCUGGCCCCAACCCGCCGCGGGAGCACCGAGCAGGCAGGCAGGGGCUGGCGUAGCGGGGAUCCGCUUCCCGAAAGAUGGGACCCGCCAAAUUCGGUGCUGGCGUGGCUGAGCGGAGGGAAGAGAUCGGGCCUGCACUGCCCUAGCGGAGGCUGGGAGGCUCGGCUUAGGGGUACCGGCCUCUGCCUUUCCGCCACGCCCUGCAUACUAGGCUUUGCGCUGCGAGGCAUACGCGGUCAUGGCCAUUUCAUGGGCGGGCGCGUAGGUCCAAAGAGAGGAUGUGGAAACUAGAAGGCCCCAGCUAGAAGGUGGCGGAAUCGGGGCGCCCGCAUCUCGACUGAGUGCGCCGCGCCUUCUGACACACCUGCCUCGCAGCAUACGGGGACGCUGGUACCUGGUCACACGGAGCCUUUGGGAGCAUAUGCCCUUGGUGUCAAGCUAGGGAUGCGGUCCAUCCCCAUCGCCACCGCCUGUGCCAUAUACCAUAAGUUCUUCUGCGAGAUCGACCUGGACGCCUAUGACCCCUACUUGGUGGCCAUGUCUUCCCUUUACUUGGCCGGCAAAGUGGAGGAACAGCGCCUGCGCACUCGUGACAUCAUCAACGUUUCCAACAGGUACUUCCACCCGGACAGCGAGCCCUUGGAACUGGACUCGCGCUUUUGGGAGCUCCGGGACAGCAUCGUGCAGUGCGAGCUGCUCGUACUGCGGGUUCUGCGUUUCCAGGUCUCCUUCCAGCACCCUCACAAGUACCUGCUCCACUACCUGUUGUCCGUCAAGAACUGGCUGAACCGUUACAGCUGGCAGCGGAGCCCCGUCUCCAUCACCGCCUGGGCCCUGCUGCGCGACAGCUACCACGGGGGGCUGUGCCUCCGGUUCCAGGCUCAGCACAUAGCCGUGGCGGUGCUCCACCUGGCCCUGCAGGCCUAUGGGGUCGAGGUGCCCGCUGAGGCCGAGGCCGAGAAGCCAUGGUGGCAGGUGUUUAGUGAAGACCUUACCAAGCCAAUCAUUGAUAACAUUGUGUCUGAUCUCAUUCAGAUUUAUACCAUGGACACAGAGAUCCCCUAAGGCCCUGGUCCAGGCCUGCCCAAAGAGAAGUCCGUGACGCUCGGCAGCCUGGGGAUGGUACCGCCACAGGGCCGUGAACGCCAGCCCCCAGAGGACCCGCUGGAAGGGCUGGUGAAGGCGAUGACUGUCCCCGGCAGCCGUGGUCUGGACAGUGACAGGAGCCACGCCUUCAGCGGGCGGGCUUGAAGUUCACCGCGAGGGGCUGCCGAGGCCAGGCGCCGCGUCUGCUUUUGUCCUUUGAGAGGACCUGACUGCCGUGGAGGGUGACGUCAUCGGAAGGAAAAUCAGAGAAAGGAUGGGACUGAGCCCCUGGGGAUUUUUUAAAAGCCUGAUUUAUAGAAUGAAUGAAUGUGCAACAUAGAUGGAACUUUAUUUUGUGUAAUAAAAGAUACAAAUGAACUGGGA
Lagenorhynchus albirostris (white-beaked dolphin) is the source of this 1529-nucleotide messenger RNA. RefSeq names its product cyclin Q (gene CCNQ). Gene Ontology annotation, molecular function: cyclin-dependent protein serine/threonine kinase regulator activity. The record is from RefSeq and is a predicted model, not a curated record. Gene Ontology annotation, cellular component: nucleus. NCBI's taxonomy places the organism in Eukaryota, Metazoa, Chordata, Mammalia, Artiodactyla, Delphinidae. Gene Ontology annotation, biological process: regulation of transcription by RNA polymerase II. The transcript is spliced from 5 exons. The coding region runs from base 504 to 1124 and encodes 206 amino acids.